This is a messenger RNA of Drosophila mojavensis, 616 nucleotides long. RefSeq names its product protein kibra-like. The annotation marks the transcript as partial. NCBI's taxonomy places the organism in Eukaryota, Metazoa, Arthropoda, Insecta, Diptera, Drosophilidae. The record is from RefSeq and is a predicted model, not a curated record. The transcript has a single exon.
UUUAGCAGCUGGAGCAGCAGCAGCAGCAGCAGCAACCACAACCACCCGCCGCCCACGUUGCAUGGCCCGCUGGCUGCACAUGUGCUACAGCCGCAUCCACACGCGCUGCUGCCGCCCGCACAACAGCACCACCACCUCCAGCAGCAGCAGCAGCAGCAGCAGCACCAGCAGCAGCAAGCUCAGCAGCACCACCAUCAUCCGUUGGCCAGCAGCCGCAGCCGCCUCAUGUCGCGCAUCUUCUAAAGAUGUUGCACCUAGCCCCCGAGCCCCGCCCCGCCCCGCCUCCGCCUCCGCCUUCGCCCCUUGUACAUAUGAAGUGAAGCACAGUUGUCGUACGGUUAUGAUACAGCCCCCCUCCCCAGGUACGGCCCAACCCUCUCGCCCCCUGCAACUGCAACUUUCUAAAAGAUUGCGCCAGCAGUUGUUGUUGCCCCAUGCAAGCAUUCGGCUGCUCCUUGAAGGCGACUUACAACACGACCAGAGGCAUUUAAUACCAAAGCAAUAACCGUUAUGUAAUAUAAUUUUAAACAAAAAACUCAAUUUUUUUUUUCAACAAUUUUUUUUUUUUAUUACGUUUUAUAUAUGUGUGUGUGUCUGCUAAAGAAGUACUAUACUA